AUGGACGAAGCGAGCACCUCCGCGUCCGCCGGCGCGACGAGGCGCGCCUUCCCGCCGGCGAGAUCGGGAGUUUUCUAUAGGUUCACCCAGCAGAAUCUCCCAGCUUGGAAGCCAGCAAUGACACCUGGAUGUUUAAUAGCCAUGUUCUUGAUUAUUGGAAUCAUUUUCGUACCUUUUGGGCUUCUUUGUCUCCAAACUUCAAAUCAUGUUGCAGAAAUCAUUCACCGCUAUGAUGUUGACUGUGUGCCUAAUGCUUACAGAGGAAAUAGGCAAGCUUAUAUUAAGGACAGUUCAAUUUCAAAGAAUUGUACUCUGCAAGCGAAGGUUCUGGAGCACAUGAGAGCACCAAUUUAUGUUUAUUAUGAACUUGAGAAUUUCUAUCAGAAUCAUCGCAGGUAUGUCAAAAGUAGAAGUGAUAAACAGCUGCGUUUUGGGGCGAAAUACACAGCUGAGUCGUGCAGUCCUGUUCAAUGGGAUAAUAAUGGUUCCCCAAUUGUUCCCUGUGGCUUGAUUGCCUGGAGCUUAUUCAAUGAUACCUAUGAUUUUACUCGCGGGUCCAAGGAAAUAAAGGUCAACAGGAAAAACAUUUCAUGGAAGAGCGAUCGGGAGCACAAGUUUGGCAAAGAUGUGUUUCCCUCCAACUUUCAGAAUGGAACCUUGAUUGGAGGGGGAAAACUCGACCCUACUGUCCCACUGAGUGAGCAGGAAAAUCUUAUUGUGUGGAUGCGUACUGCUGCUCUUCCCAAGUUUCGAAAGCUCUAUGGUGUAAUUGAAGAUGAUCUACAUGCUGAUGAGACCAUAACUAUUCUCAUAGGAAAUAAUUACAACACCUACACGUUUGGUGGAAAGAAGAGCAUAGUUCUUUCAACUGCAUCCUGGCUAGGUGGCAAGAAUGACUUCCUUGGACAUGCUUAUAUUGUCACUGGUUCAUUGAGCAUCUUCAUAUCAAUUCUCUUUGCUCUGAUCCAUGUGAAGUACCCAAGGCCGCAAGGUGACCCUAAUCGCCUAUCCUGGAACAGGAAAAACGGCAAUGGCUAA
Miscanthus lutarioriparius is the source of this 1038-nucleotide messenger RNA. The record is from the annotation of a GenBank genome assembly. Lineage: Eukaryota; Viridiplantae; Streptophyta; Magnoliopsida; Poales; Poaceae.